CGGCGUUAUAUUCGAAUGCACUUUCUCCCUGAACCGUUCCUCCGCUUAAAGAAUCAACUCUCGAGCUUUCAAAAUAAUUCCCUAGCUGCGGCGCCGCCGCAGAGAGCCAGUGCGAGAAUUCCGCUUCAUUUCCUCCCGCAAUGGCGAACCGUACGGUGAAAGACGCUCAAACAGUCCACGGAACGAAUCCCCAGUACCUUGUGGAAAAAAUAAUCCGUUCCCGAAUCUACGAGAGCCGCUACUGGAAAGAAGAAUGCUUCGCCGUUACCUCGGAGCUGAUCGUCGACAAGGGUAUGGAGUUGAGGUACAGCGGUGGCGUUUUCGGUGGUAACAUCAAGCCUACUCCGUUCAUUUGCUUGGUGCUGAAGAUGCUCCAAAUCCAACCGGAGAAAGACAUCAUAAUCGAGUUCCUGAGACAAGAAGACUUCAAAUAUCUUCGAGCUCUGUCGGCCAUCUACCUUCGUCUAACUGCGACUUCCGUCGACAUAUACAAGUACCUCGAGCCAUUAUAUAACGAUUACCGGAAACUCCGACACCAAAAUCGACAAGGAGAGUUCGUUUUGACCACGAUGGAUCAGUUCGUCGACGAGCUGCUCCACGAGGAACGCGUCUGCGACAUCAUCUUACCUCGACUGAUGAAGAGACACGUGCUUGAAGAAACCUCUGAGCUCGAUCCGAGAGUUUCGCUCCUAGACGAUGACAAUGAGGAGGACGAGAGCGACGAAGAGCAAGAGAUCGAGAUCGAAAUGCAGAAGAUACAGAAGAAGCGCCAACAGGAAGAGGAAUUCGACAGAGACCGUAAAGACAGACGCAAGGAUGAUCGCAAAAAAGACGACAGAAGAGAUCGAGAGCGAGAUCGGGAACGGGACCGAGAUCGCGAGCGGGAUAGGGACCGAGACCGCGGCAGAUAUCAAAUAAGGGACAAGCGGAAGCGAAGCCGCAGCAAAGACAGGAGUCGUGAAAGGAGGAGGGAACGUUAUGAUCGGAGUCCAAUAAGGAAAGAUAGAAGGCAUGAACGCCGACGGAGUCGUAGUUAUGAAAGGCGGUACCGGCGAAGAUGAGAGAUGCGUCAGACCCAAUUGUAUAAAUGAGGCGAAAAGCUCAUCCGUUUCGAGAGAGCUGAGAAUGUCAUGACGUAAGAAUGAUUACAAACUCUGGGAUUGGAAGAAGUCAUUGAAAGUUCUUUAUAAAAUCAAAUAUACAGUUUGAGCCCGAUCCCU
Molecule: messenger RNA, 1220 nt
Organism: Galendromus occidentalis (western predatory mite)
Lineage: Eukaryota; Metazoa; Arthropoda; Arachnida; Mesostigmata; Phytoseiidae
Gene: Prp38
Product: pre-mRNA processing factor 38
Exons: 3
Coding region: 141-1061 (306 amino acids)
Source: RefSeq, a predicted model, not a curated record